Striga hermonthica is the source of this 852-nucleotide messenger RNA. The record is from the annotation of a GenBank genome assembly. Lineage: Eukaryota; Viridiplantae; Streptophyta; Magnoliopsida; Lamiales; Orobanchaceae.
AUGGUCCGAAAGCCGUUUGAUCAUCAGCCGAAGCAGAAGUUCAAGAAGGGUUUGUGGUCACCCGACGAAGACCAAAGGCUGAGAAAAUAUGUGCUCAAAUAUGGCCAUGGCUGCUGGAGUUCGGUUCCGGCCAAUGCUGGUUUACAGAGGAAUGGAAAGAGCUGUAGAUUAAGGUGGAUUAAUUAUCUACGGCCUGGAUUAAAGCGUGGGGCUUUUAGUUUAGAAGAGGAGGAGACAAUCCUGGCCCUUCAUCAAAUUUUAGGCAACAAGUGGUCUCAGAUAGCACAGCAUUUACCUGGAAGAACAGAUAACGAGAUUAAAAACCACUGGCACUCUUACCUCAAGAAAAGGGGUCACCACACCACAGUUAAAAAUGAAGUCCAGGUUAAAGUUGAAAAAGAGCCCAUCAUCAAUAAUGGAGAACUAAUCCAAGUUCUAGAACAUUCUUCACCUCCGUCGCUCGAGUUUGUUCCUCACAAUUCCGGCUUAGAAUCUUUCCAGAAACCGGAAUCGUUAAUAAACGACACAAACGAGCAGAAAACAAGCUGGUCGAGUGGACCAAAAUGCAAUUUACCCAAAGUUCUCUUCGCCGAGUGGCUUUCAGUCGACCAUUUUCCUGUCCAAGACACGGGAAGCUUAAGUUCGGACAGCUCGGCAGAUUUUAAACACGUGCUCGAGAACAAUAACUCAAGUUCGGAAGAUUCUUGGAAUCUUCUCAACGAGCAACCGAACGGUGUCAUGGUUGAUGAUUACGGGUUUCAAUUCUCGUCGUUCGGUUAUUUCUCGGAAAAUGCUCCAGUCGAUUAUUUUUCGGGACAGUUCAACAUAAACUGUGAUGGCAUAUAUAUGUGA